This is a messenger RNA of Acanthoscelides obtectus, 7322 nucleotides long. NCBI's taxonomy places the organism in Eukaryota, Metazoa, Arthropoda, Insecta, Coleoptera, Chrysomelidae. The record is from the annotation of a GenBank genome assembly.
GAUAAAAUGUUUUUUUUUAAUUUCAGGUCUCCUAUGGCUCUACCUCUUAGGAUUUGGUUAUAUGGCGUUGUCACUUGAACCUGGAUUCCUGGACUUCGACAAUCUGCCAGAUACAAACUUUUCCUGUGUGGGAAAGGUUAUAGGAGGAUACUACGCAGAUAUGGACACGAAUUGUCAGAUGUUUCACGUCUGCACCAUCGGCCAACUAGAUGAACCGAUGGAUAUUAGAUUUUUGUGCCUUAAUGGAACUGUUUUUGAUCAGGAAACAAGAGUCUGUGAAAGGAUAGAUGAAGUAGACUGUUCAAAAUCUGAACAGUUUUAUAGUUUAAAUUUAGAAUUAUAUGGUAAUAGUCCACCCUCUAAUUUAGAAGAAACCGCAGAGACUGAACAGCCUUUAAUAAUAAAAUCAACGUCACCUACGACGACCACAUCGACAACGACGACGACCAGCCGUCCGCAACCGAAGAUCAAGACAACUCGACAACAAUUUUUCACCACCAUCGUUCCCACUACGACGCCAAAGAAUGCACCUCCUGCUCGCCCACAGGUGAUCACAACCCACCACUUCCCCGUGCUCAACCCAUCACCGGACAUCCGUUUCAAUCCCGAAGAGAUCAACAUCAGCCUGAGACCUGGUGGCGCCCCACCGGAUAUCCGGCAAAAAGAGACCACGCAGCGAAAUGUGGUGAACUACGAUAGACCGACGCCUAGUGAUGUUAACUACGGGUUCACUUUUAGGCAGACCGAGGAGGUGAGGGAGGAUUACACCGAGGCACCCGAUUACCAUUCGGGAUAUCGGUUUAGGGAGCAUCGGCCUGGACAGGGGUAUCUAGACCACAACCCAACCCGUUCGCGCCAACAGCAGCAGCAACAACAACACUUCCCAGUAGUAACGACCUUCCGUAGUGCAGAACACCACAAGACAUCUCCGCCUUCACCUGCUGCAGCUGCAGGAUCGUUCUACCUGCAGCAAUCGCUGAAGCCUCCACAGCCGCACCAUAGAAGUCAGUACGAAAGACCUAAGCCGCAGUCGCAGCCACAACAAGGCCUGCAAAGAUUGCAGCUGCCUGUGCCUUUGCCGCCGCAGGUGUCGCAGUUCACUUUUAGCACGCCAGCGCCCUUCCAGCAUACUGACACUAAGAGGUACACCAAGGAUCAUAUUCCACCACCACGAAUAGUUAUCAGUGCUAGCGCGAGCGUCAGCGACGACACAGGUAGAAGAUUAAACUACUCCUUGGGUACAAUUGGAACAUCCCAACUCCUGAAUGAUCCUUCCAACAGCUACGAGGAAUACAAGGAUGAAGAAGAAAGGCUUGAGCGCUUUUAUCACGAUGUGCAAAAAGUCAAACAUUCCAGACGGAAAAGAAGCACAGACCAAUCGGUUAAACACUCCGACAUUAUCAAGAACGACCAGCAAGCCGUGCAAGUCCUAAAGUUUCUCUUUGAUUGGUACAGGAACGAGAAAACCAACCCGGCUAGGCAAUCCACCACACCAGUGUCCUCCCCGUUGGAUAUCUCCACAAUCCAGCUCAUCAAUGGAGAAUUGGCGUCUACCACUGAAGACAGCAGUAUUGAAAUACCAGACAGCUUCGAAGACAGUGACCUGUUCAACAUCAAGAGCAAGUAUAGCAUCAUCGGAAGAGCCCUGGUUCCUCCUGAAAAAGAUACGAAAGACAAGCUAAAACCUAAGGAUGAUGCGAAUCAACCAAAGAGAAACGAUGAGUUAUAUCUACACGACCACGGUACACUUCCACAAGAAAAGGACAUCAAGAUUAAACCCAGAAGUAAGGACGAGCUAUUUAAAUAUGAAGAUCCACCUAAAAGCAAACAAAAAACGAAAGACGAACUAUAUCAACAUGAACAUGACUAUGUUGACGACAACUAUGAGCCUGUUGCGUAUCAAGAGAAGAAGGAACAAACUGAAGAUAACGAAAAAGAUAAAAAGUCAGACAAAGAAAUUGUUCAUGAACUUGUAACCAAUAACGAAAAUCAGAAAAACCAUUCAGUUCUGUUGGAUUAUGUUGACGAUAAUAUUGAACCUAUAUAUUAUAGAGAGAGACAGGAUGAUAAUAUGACAGAAAAAUCAAAACAUCCUAGCAAAAAGGAUACAGUCGAUGCUUCAAGCCACUUUGUGUCUACCACCUAUUCGGUGUUAGAUGAUACUUAUUACAAACAUAGCCUAAAGGAAAACGAAGAUGGAAAAUUAAAAGAAACAAUGCUAGAGCCGUCUAAUACAAAUGAGUCUACAUUAGAUAAACUAUACUACAUAUCAAAUGAUACGCAAGAACUCAGUACAAAGUAUCCUUUAAGUCAGUAUGAAUCUAGUACUCACACAGUACCGCACCAAGAGAUAGAGCAAGGAUCAACACCAGUACAAGAAACAGCAGUCGACCCAGCCAGUCACUAUGAAUCUAGCACCUAUUCUGCUUUGGACAGACUGUUUUAUCUGCAUAGACAAAACGAGGAGAAACCAGAACAAACCAAGAAAGAUAUAUCAGAAAAUGAUUGGACUCACUAUGAAUCAAGUACACGUUCAACUUUGGAACAGUUGCUAGCUGUGAAUCUUCAAAACAAAUACGACGAAAAUUCUCAAACAACGACCACAGAGUCAGUGCCAAGUACCAACUUCAACAUAGUGACUGAAGAAACUACGAUUCCUGUAACAGAUCCUCAAACCAUUGAAAACGCUAGUCAAAACUCGUCAGUUGAUGAUAGCAUAAGCAGUAACUUCAUCAAUCGAAAUUCAAACUUGAGUCAAAUAACCAUCAGCGACACCAGUUCGUCUUCAACUUCUACUGAAAAACCGGCUCUGGUCCUACCUAAGAGAAACCAAAGACGAGGUAGAAGAAGAUAUCACACAAACGAGAAAAAUAACAAAGAUGUGGAAUUUAAGAAUCUUCUGAUUGAAAAACUUAUUGAAAGACCGUACAGAGCGAAAGACGACUACGAUUACUUGAGAACAGUAUCGAAUGUCUACAGUACAACCUUGAGAACAGAAGAUAGUCUCCAAGACGACGAGAAACAACCAACUGUGCUUCCAACCACAGAAGAUACUGUUACCGCAACUAGUGAGGCAAAUACGCUGAACGAAUUGUUUGAUCCCAAUUCUUCAAAUACUGUUACUACUUCUCCUAGCACCUCAACUACUACAGAAACUACAUCUACCUCAACUACUGAAACACCUGUCUCACAUUCUUCAUCUGUAACACCGACUUUGACUUCAAUCAUAACCGAAGCUCCUCGAACAAAAAGUAGUAGAAGAAGAGGAAGGCAUAGAUUUACUAUUACCGAAGCGUCUACCACUCCAAGAAAUAAGAGGAGACGAAGACCAACAACAUUAGAACCAAGAGCUACUACGGAAGCCUCAUCAACUACACAGUCGUUGGAACAAGCCAGACAUGAAAGUGGGGAGACUGAACGUCCAGGUGGUAUAAGCUUCGCAGCGAUCCAAAGGUUGUUUGAUAUAAAUGGAGAUGCUCAAGAUUCACCAAUAGAGCCAGCCUCAGAGGUUGCUGCAAGCACAACAGAAAGAUACCAAGACCUAGGUAGUACCAGUUCGUCUAUUGCAAGUAACCAAAUCAGCCCAACUGUGAACGAGCUCAACUUAGAGGCACUUGGUACGCCCAACUUCCCAGUCACUGAAUCCACGGUUGAUCUAUCUAAAGACAAGGCUCCUCCUGUGGAAAUAUACUUAACGUCCUUCAAUCCAACCACAGAAGCAACUCAUGUUACCAAAAAGAAACAGUUGAGAGAAGAACCUACAACUCCUUCCACAGAAUGGACGUCUUUGGAGAAGUUCAUCUCAAAUAUCGAGACUAACACCAGGAGUGUCGCUACAGAUAAAGAAAAAAUACAUAGAGCUUUAGGAGAGCUAAAUGAGGGUGAAACAGGUCAGAGUGCUGGUGAAGUGAGAGAUGUCUUUAGUGUGAAUUUGUUACCGAAAGUAGAAUCUGCGGAACAAAGUACGACAACACCAAAUGUAGAAGUAACUACGAGUACUGUGUUGUACGAAACCACAACAGAGAAGUUUAAGUACUUCUAUGAGAUGAUCCCUAGGAUUUUGGAAAAUGUGGCAGAUGAUAGGAAGACUACGUAUUUUGGUGAAAUGAGUACUACGCCUGAAGCUGCUGUAAGUAGUACUGAAAGCAAUAUUAAGCACGAUAUUGUUGAAACUACUACUGAGAAUGAACAUGUACAAAUUGGUGAUACUACAACAGCAAGUGUUAACAACUAUACCGAUUCCGAAGCUUCGAGUCAAAAAGAUGCAUCUCAAGAAGGUGGUCAUAAGAUCAUUCUAGGUAUCAUUAUGGCAAGUGCUGAACCAGAUUCAACGACUCCAGACGCAGAAAAUACAACUUCAACUUACUAUGAAGAAACCACAACUCCUACAGAAGCUCCAAUGACAAGAAUAGAUACUAGUACUACGCAAAAACCAUACAUUGUCGACUUAGAUACUUCUACUGUUCCACCGACUCCUCGUAUAGUGGUUCAGUUAGGUACCACUCACGAUGACAGCAAACCUAGUGAUACCUUUUUCAAAAUGGACAAUUUCUGGGAGCAUCUGCACACUCCUGUAGAUUUCUCGCCUCAUAGUUCUACGUACGCUGAUCGGUUUGGCCAUAAUCACUUGGACCAGAAUGCUAAGGCGUCAUUUCCAACAGGCAAGGUAUCUCACAGCAAUGAUGGCAUCAGACAAAUUGCGGAUGAGAUAGCGAAUCUGACGAAAAGCGUGUUAGAUUUGACCAGCCUGACUGAUACGAGCCCGAGUAUGCAAAGUACCACGUCUGAAGUCAAAAGUAGUCAAAUUCCUACAACAUUGGACUUUACAACGCAGCCUCCAUCCACAAGCACUCUCGAAGCCACCACGGAGUAUUCUUUGAGGAGGAAUGGGAGAAGAAGGGGCCAGCGGCCUACCAACGGAAGGAGAAAUCCGGAAAGUUACCAAAGACACAGACAUCGUUUCCAAACCGAAAGCUUCACGAGCCGACCAGAAACCCACCAUACAAUCGAAGACGAUAUCGUAGACCUAGUAGCCAAAUCAGCCACAGAAACAACGCUAGAACCGACAAGACAACGAACACGACCCCCGACAAGUGGUGGAGACUUCUCCACGGAUGCUCCGCUCAAGAAAAGUGCUGUUCCAACUCAAGCUGAGAGAGGGGGUGAUCUGACACUCCCCACCACGCCGUUGUCCGAAACCAAGAUGGCGGCGAGGAAACACUACUUCUUCAACUGUUUCGGGAAGCCUAUAGAUAAGUUUUACGCGGAUCCUAGAGACUGUAGAUUGUUCCAUUAUUGUACGCAAGGAUACUCCAAGAACCAGCUGUUAGAUAUGAAAUUUGUCUGUGACUUAAAUACGUAUUACGACGAUGAAAAGUUGAUUUGUACAAAGAAUAAGCCUGCCAGGUGUUUGUAAAUAUUUUACUUAAUUUUAUUUAAUGUCUUAAUAUUGAUAAUGUUGAGAUUUUUUGGAUCGUAGGUGCAGUGUUUUGGUCUUUGCUGGUUUGGACAACAUAUUGCUUGGAGUUAGGUUUUUGAGUUUUACUCCAAGGAAAGGUUUGUCCAAGUAAGCAUUCUCAAACGAAUUACUGGAAUAGCUUGAUUGUAAAAGCUCAAGUUAGUCAAUAGGAUCAAAUAGAUGACGAGGCUAAAACAGAUACCUUACAAAUACAUAUGGGGACUAUAAUUUUAACUACAAUAAGGCUUGAUCCAUUUGGAGGUACUUUUUUCAAGAACAGGAAAAAUAAAAACAUACAACUUUAUAUGGAGCUAUUUACAUUAUACAACAAAAUAACAAAAAAGCAUUCCUGAUAUUUAUUUUUGACGUAUCUGAGCAGUAUUUGGACAAUAAUACGAGUAAAGCAAGCUUCGAAUUUCUCAAUCGUACCCAAUUAGUUCUUGUCGACGUCUGCCUCCCCCAAAUAAAAAUGUUUGGAGUUGUGAUGUCACACCAUGUAGGAAAUCUAUUUAUCGGUAUGAAAUGAGAAAUUAACUACUCACCGAGUAGUUGUUACAACAAAAUCAUGGUUCCAAAUGUGCGCAUGCACUAUUGAAACUAUAUGGUCCAAAAACCAUGACCUUGAAUUUCAUAUAGUAAAUAAUGUGUUAUGGUUAGGUCGAUUCUGUAAGCCAUAGUGUAAAAACGAACAUCCAUAUUCAGCUUGUAGACAUCACUGCAUAAUAUUCAAUAGACAUGCGAUCACAAGUCAAGAAGACUGGCGCGUUAUCGGUAAUACUGUUCAUGAUUUUUUAUUCUUUGUCAAUUAUUUACAUUAAUAGAGAAUCGUAAGCAUAUUGGCAACGCCUGUAUUUAUUUUUGAUUAAGUAUUUAAAAUUGUAAUGCCAAUGACGUAGAUUUAAACGACGCAUCUUUGGCGCGCUUUGCAGUGACGUCAUGACUCAUGAUUUGUCACUUGAUCGCAUUUUUGGUUACGUAACUGUCAAAUUUUUGACAUACCAUCUGUUUGUAGGUAUUUAUAGGUUAUGUUUAUUACUACAAAUUUCACGGAAAAGCUGGAACCAAAGUGACAGGUUGACAGUUAAUGACAGGUCGCAAAUGUUGACGUCACGUCAACAGCGCUUUGACAUUUUAAAUUUAUCGCGUAUUUUCCCAUUUUUUAUUAAUUAAUACUUGCAAUUGUAUAGUGCUCUAGUAUAAAAUAAGGUUUAAGAAGGCGUGAUCCUUUAGCAACGUAGACUGCGAAUAAAAAUAAUCGAGUGAUAUUUGAAUUUAUGCAUAUUUCCUAUUCAUAAAAAGUACCUCUAAAUGAAUAACCUGUUACAUGUGUGGGAAUUAUUUUUCCGCCUUUUUUAAAUACUUUGUAUCCAAACGUCAAUGUUUUAUGCACCUAUUUGCAUUAGACUGGUACAAAUAAAUAAAAAAUAAUAGACGUAUUUCUCUUGAAUUCAAAUUCGACAAAAUUGUAGUACCUGGUACAGUGAAAAUGACUUGUGAAUUAUUCAGAAUAUGCUGGGUAAAUCAGAGUAGCAGUGUAUGAGAAAAACAGUUACCUUUUUCUUUGUAAUACAUGUAGUAUGUUUUACGUCACUGAAACGUAGCUAUUGCAAUUGGUAUCGUAUAUAAAUAAACACUGUACUUAUCUUAAGUUCUCGAAGAUGUAACUAAAAUUUAGCCUCCUUUCGAAACAUUAGAUAGCAGAUAUGUCAUUUGAAAGGACGCGUAAGUUUUUCCUAUAGUUAUCUUCUAGGAAAUGCCAAGAUGAUUAUUUAAAGUAUAUUUUGUAAUUAUUGAAUAUAGCUUUGUUAUAAAUAUUGAUAGGUUAAUGAAGUAUUAACAAAAAUAAAAUAUUUUUGAGAGAUAA